Messenger RNA from Morone saxatilis (striped sea-bass), 2865 nucleotides. It is a transcript of the gene gpr45, whose product is annotated as G protein-coupled receptor 45. Gene Ontology annotation, cellular component: membrane. The transcript is spliced from 3 exons. Bases 500 to 1660 code for a protein of 386 amino acids. The record is from RefSeq and is a predicted model, not a curated record. Gene Ontology annotation, molecular function: G protein-coupled receptor activity. Gene Ontology annotation, biological process: G protein-coupled receptor signaling pathway. NCBI's taxonomy places the organism in Eukaryota, Metazoa, Chordata, Actinopteri, Moronidae.
UCCGCAGGCGGCACGAUGGCGAUCGAUACGGCAGUGAAAUGUUCAAAGUGGGAUAUUUUAGGAAAAGCUCGACAUGCACAGGAUGAGAAACACGAUCACUGAGGAGACCAACUCGACGAGAGUGAAAGCUGAUAUUAAAUGUAACGGAAAGUGCCAGUCCACCUGAGAGGACCACACCUGAGACCUGAAGGCCAGAAUGACCUCAACACAUCGUUAACGCCUGCACUGUCCCACCAGCAGGAGCAGGAGGUGGAAACCAUAGCAACAGACAUGUUGUGUGUGUGUGUGUGUGAGGAUGCCUCUCUGUUUUAUUAACGUUGCACCAGAGUCUGAGGCGGUACCCAAGAAUGAGCUUCAGCAAAGUCGAUGGAAGACAGACAACUGUGCCACGGAUAUUGCCAUGGAAGACGAACUGCUGGAAGACGACUUGAUGUGUAGACCACAACAAUAAUUAAACAUGUAUCUUCUUAUGGGCUGAUAUCCACUGACAGUAGCUGCCAUGGCUUUCUGUAAUGAAAGCCUGCUGGAGGACUGUGCCUUCAUGGAGGCGGACAAGGUGGAGGAAGCAGCAGAAAGUCUCCCGUCUGAAGGCGCGACUCCUGUCAUAUCGGUCACUCUGCGUGUGACCCUGGCAGCCAUAAUGAUCUUCAUGAUUACUAUUGGUUUCCUUGGCAAUGCGAUAGUGUGUCUGAUAGUUUACCAGAAACCUGCAAUGCGUUCUGCUAUCAAUCUCCUCCUCGCCACGUUGGCCUUUUCGGACAUAAUGCUCUCUCUGCUCUGUAUGCCCUUCACUGCGGUCACUGUGGCCACUGCUGACUGGAGCUUUGGAAGCGGGUUCUGCCGAGCGUCCAUCAUGCUGUACUGGCUGUUUGUCCUGGAGGGUGUGUCCAUACUCCUCAUAAUCAGUGUGGACCGUUUCCUCAUCAUUGUGCAGCGGCAGGACAAGUUGACCCCACACAGAGCUAAACUGUUGAUCGCAGGUUCGUGGGUGCUGAGCCUGUGCGUGUCUCUACCAUCUGUAGUUGGGUGGAGGACAGGUGCGGCAGGUAUUGGGGGUGCCUGGGCGCCGCAGUGCGUGCUGGGAUACAGUGACUCUCUGGCAGACCGCGGAUACACAGUGCUGUUGGCAGUAGCAGUAUUCUUUGUGCCAUUUGCUGUCAUGCUGUACUCGUACAUGUGCAUCCUCAACACGGUGCGCCGCAACACCCUGCGCAUCCACAACCACACCAGUGAGCAUUCCUGCCUGCCAGCCCUCAACCAAGUCAGCAAAAUGAGACUUACAGGGCUGCAGCGGCCCCCUCAGAUCAAGGUGGACAUGAGCUUCAAGACCAGAGCCUUUACCACCAUCCUCAUCCUCUUUGUCGGCUUCUCCGUGUGCUGGUUGCCGCACACGGUGGUCAGCUUGCUGGCCGUGUUUAGCCGGCAGUUCUACUACAGCUCGGUCUUCUACCCAGUCAGCAUAGGUGCUCUGUGGCUCAGCUACCUGAAGACGGUGUUCAACCCUGUCAUCUACUGCUGGAGGAUCCGAAAGUUCAGGGAGGCCUGUCAGGAGUUCAUUCCCAAGAGCUGCAGACUGUGUCCCAGAGUGCCGGGCAGGAGCCGCAGGAGAGUGAGGCCCAGCAACAUCUAUGUGUGCAGCGAGACCCAGUCAGCUGUGUAAAACAAGACCAGUUGGCUAUCAGCUGUUUUUAACUCUUACUUUUUCUCAUAGUAAGCUAUAAGAGGCUACUAAAGUUAAUCUUAAAAUAAUAUACUGGAUGUUGACAAAAUAAUUUCACCACAAGAAUAAACUUUAAAUCUCAACUUUUAAGCCAACAUAGAUGAGAAGAUUUGAACAUUGACAGUUCUGUGACAAAUGGCCGACUCCCAUCUGCUGAGGAAGGUCGUGUGAUACAAUCGAGAGCUCCAGAAUAAGCUACCGAAUGGACCUUGUGGUGAGAUUAUUUUGGCUGCUUCAUCCAAGAUCAACAAAGAACUUUCAGUCUCAAGAUAUACUGGUUGAUUUGACUUCAUGGACAUUAUGGUUUUUGAAACUAAUUCAAAUAACAUCUUAUCCUCCAUUGUCCAUUUUCUUCUCUGUUUCAUCAUUUGUCCCUGAAGUGUUUCAUCUGUGUCACUGUUUCUUCAGACAGACUCAAUCUUCAGUCUUUGAGUGGUAGUGGUGAUAAUACUUUUGUCUGUUAUGUGAGUUUCACAAAAAAUGCAAACACGGUAUUAAUGUUCAGUGAUGUUCUCAGAGGAAAGUCUGUAAAAACAGAUUUUAAAUGAGGUGUGUGCUGAAACACAAUUUUACGUAAGUUAUUUAAAACCCUGAGUGUGUUAACAAAGAGGUGUGUCAGUUAUCGAGAUGUGAAUGUUUACUUGAUUGUAUUAUUGUGUCACGAUAACCAAACCAGGUAAAUAAAUAUAGUUUUUUGAAGGAGGGUGCAUUGACAAACUGAAGUGCUCGGAUGAAAAACGCUUUCUAGCCAGCUGCUUUUACAAUGUACAUAAACCACAUCGGUACAUAAUGGAAAUCGUUUCGGGUUGCUGGGAUACCAAAGACAUCUAUUCACUGUGAGUGGAUGUGUAUAUAUAUAUAUAUAUAUAUAUAUAUACUUCACUAAAGACAACACCCACAGCAGUUUGUGUAUUGAAUCAGAUUAUAUAAUCCCACAAAAAAUGUAACGCUUAUGCUAAAUGAACAAAUGAAGUGAAAGAACUGUGUGUAGCAUUUUAAAUAUGUGUGGGAUUAUGAUAUUGAUAAAUUAUUACUGCAUUCAUUUUGAGAUAUUUGUAUUAAUGAUAUAUAGCUGGAAGCCCAUCAUUAACAACACAUGCAGCCUCAGCCAGCCAAAUAGAGGUUGUAUUUCUCUACGGCACAAA